AUGUCUGCCAGCGACCAUCCGUUCCACUGGAGCCACUUCAUCCCGACACAUCCCGGGGCCACACACCCACACUCCUGUCUCUGUCCCCAGUGCCACACCCACACGAGCUACCGCCAUGGGUGCAUACGCUGCAGCAUCCACUUCGCGACACCGGCUGCGACCUCGGCCGACUAUUACCGAGACCCGCCACAAGGCGGCGAAAUGCUAUUUCCUUAUGCCGGUAUGACGGGGCUGGGCCAGGCAGGCGCACCGCAAUAUUAUAUGCCUGCUCUGCCGCCGCCUCCCCCAGUCUUCUCCCUUCCGACCCCCCCACCGGAUCCUCCGCGACCAAACUCGAAAAAGAAACGCACAAAGAAGAAGAAGAACUAG
Molecule: messenger RNA, 369 nt
Organism: Mycena indigotica
Lineage: Eukaryota; Fungi; Basidiomycota; Agaricomycetes; Agaricales; Mycenaceae
Exons: 1
Coding region: 1-369 (122 amino acids)
Source: RefSeq, a predicted model, not a curated record